Molecule: messenger RNA, 1967 nt
Organism: Histoplasma capsulatum G186AR
Lineage: Eukaryota; Fungi; Ascomycota; Eurotiomycetes; Onygenales; Ajellomycetaceae
Exons: 2
Coding region: 1-1647 (548 amino acids)
Biological process (GO): transmembrane transport
Molecular function (GO): transmembrane transporter activity
Source: RefSeq, a predicted model, not a curated record
AUGUCUAAGGAAACUCGUUUGAAUGAUGAGGACGCCCCUGUUUCCCCAGAGAUAGAAGGACAUGUCGUUGAUGCUGAGACGCCGGACAAUCCCGCCCCUAUCUCAAAUUCUGAGAAGGGGCCUUAUUGUGAACCUGAGGAGGUCGCAGAGCAGGAUAUUCAGCGGCCUGCUGGUUCACCUGAUCCGGAAUCCUCAUCGCGGGUGCAUUCUAUAUUCACGCCCGCCCAGAGAAGCUACAUAGCAGUCUCGAUAACAUUGGCAGCGUUUUUUUCACCGGUUUCGACAAAUAUUUAUCUCCCAGCCCUAAAUACUCUUGUCGGAGAACUCUCAGUAUCGAUUUCUCUUAUGAAUUUGACUCUUACAUCGUAUCUGAUAUUCCAAGCCCUAGCACCAAUGUUUAUGGGAGAUUUCGCUGAUACAGCUGGUCGACGACCGGCCAUACUACUCUGUUUUGCCAUAUCCGUCGCCGCAAGUGUCGGCCUGGCAUUACAAACCAAUUACCUUGCAUUGUUUAUACAUCGUUGCGUGCAAGCAGUGGGAAGCAGUCCGACAAUCGUCCUUGCGACAGGAGUUGUUGCAGAUGUAGCAACUUCGGACCAAAGAGGAACAUAUAUAGGCUGGAUUACCGCUGGCGCCUUGUUGGGCCUGGCUAUAGGCCCUGUGGUAGGCGGUGUGCUGACACAGCAUCUGGGCUGGAGAGCUAAUUUCUGGUCCCUGGCCAUAUUCAGUGCUGCCUUCCUUGUAUCGUUCGCAAUAUUUUUCCCAGAAACCGGGAGGCAUAUCGUGGGGGAUGGCUCACACCCGCCUCAGAAAUGGAAUAUCUCCGUCAUUACGUACCUGGCUCGUAAAGCGGUCCGUAGAGCCGAAGACUCCAGUGUUGCCUUUCAAGCACCGACAGACGCUCCCAGAAGGCCAAAGCUCCGCUUCCCCAAUCCCAUCAAGUCCCUCGUCAUCCUGCGUGAGAAAGACACCUUAAUCAUUAUUCUAACGAACGCCAUAAUGAUUGGCUCCUUCUACGAUAUCAACGUCUCCGUCACUUCCCUCUUCCACGACAUCUAUGGGUACAACGACUUCCAGAUCGGUCUUUGUUAUAUCCCCUUCGGCGCCGGGGCGUGCAUAGGCUCCAUUGCCAAUGGCUUCCUCCUCGACUACAACUACAGCCGCAUCGCCAGGGAACUCGGCGUCCCCAUCGUACACAACAGGCAGCAGGACCUCCGCCAUUUCCCCGUCGAACGCGCACGGCUGCAGACCAUGUUUCCGCUGAUGUUCGUGAGCGUGUGCGCCAUUGUUGCUUUUGGAUGGGUGUUACAUUUCCGCGUCUCGAUUGCCGCGCCGCUGGUGCUUCUAUUCAUAUCCGGGGCCGCAAUUACAGGUACCGUCAAUACUGUAAGUACACUCCUCGUGGACUUGCAUCCGGGUAAGGUGGCUACGGUGACAGCUUCAAAUAAUUUGGUCCGUUGUUUGGUUGGUGCCGGUGCCACGGCAGUUAUUUCUCCAAUGAUCAGUGGUAUGGGUGUUGGGUGGUGUUAUACCCUUAUUGGUUUUAUCAUCGCGGCCACUUCCCCUGCUAUGCUCGUUGGUAUACGCUCUGGACCGAAGCGGAGGGAACAGAAACGCCUUAACGCUGAGGCGCAAUCAGCAGGCUGAGGAGCGUGGAGUACAUCAAAUAGGUAUGACCCGAGUUCCAGGGAAUUGAGAGUCGACUUGGAAAAUCAUGGAUUAACGUAUAUAUAAUGUCUGGCGGACUCAUCUGUACGAAAUCGUGAAGAAUUGGAACAGGAGUGAGCGAGAGCAAUAUAUUCCAAGGCGUAACGAUCAGAACAUGAUUGAUAUAUAUAAUAGGAUAAUAUAUGAACAAGAUAAUCGUUAUUUAGUUAAUCUGUAAUCAUAUCCAACCAUACAUAUACUGUACAUACAAGACCCCAACCUCAUUGAAAGGCAAAAUACGCUCGUUCCAGCGGCUGGCG